CAUUUUUUUUUAUUUUUAUUUAUUCUAAAUAGAUAAUCAUUUUGUGUCCCAUUUUGUCAGAUAAUCAUAAAUAAUAAAUCUCUUUUUAUCGUGAGCGUCAUUGACAUUUGAAAUAUGAAUAAAAAAAUAUAUUUGUAUUUGUAAAUAUUCGAUGAACAAAAUAGAUACAGGUGAUUUUAUUUAAAAACGAAAAACAAAAAAAAAGGUGAUCUGUAAUUAAAAGCACAAAAGAAAUACAAUUUGGAGGCUUCACAUCCAAAUAUGUAUGAAUAUAAUCCAGAAAAUCAAAUAAGUCCAGAGAUACAUCAAUGGUUUGCCUUAGUUGACAAAGACAGAAGCGGUAGAAUUACAGCAACUGAAUUACAAGCUGCAUUAGCAAAUGGAAAAGGUGGAACUUUUUCCGAAUCAGUUUGUAAACUGAUGAUCAAUAUGUUUGGUAAAAAAAAAGAUGGUACUAUAGAUAUAGUAGAAUUUCAAGAGGUGUAUAAAUAUAUAAAUCAUUGGAUUAACUUCUUACGUGAUGUCGAUCUUGACAAUUCUGGAACUAUACAGGAAAACGAAUUAAAUGUAAUAUUAACUAAAAUGGGUUUUACAGUUAGCCCUACAUUUGCAGCAUUUCUUAUAAAGAAAUGUGAUCCUGGUAAUUGUCAAAGUAUGAGUGUCGAUCAAUUUAUCAUGUUUUGUAUCCAAUUAGACAAAUUUACAGGAGCAUUCAGAAUUAGAGAUACGGAUAAAAAAGGAGUCAUUACUGUUGGAUUUGAAGAUUUCUUGACAAUAGCUGUCGAUUGUAGCUUAUACUAAAUAUAUCAUUAAUUAUAAUUGAUAUAAAUCGUCGAUUGGCUAUUAUAUGCAAAAAGUAAUGCUUCACGCUGACUAUGUUUAUAAUUAAAUUAAAACUGUUAUUAAAGUAUUAAAAAUUUAGGAAAAUUGAUAAUAUAAAAAUUAAGCAAAUACUAUCUAUUCAAUAAGAAAUAUUAUAAUAACGAUUUUAAAUUUAAACGAGUUUUAUAUUUUAAUAAUAAGUUUAAUAAGUUGUAUCCAUGUGCAAACAGGAAUAUACUUGUCACUGGUCAACAAUACACAUAGUAUUCCUUUUUAAUAAUAUAUGCUUGUUAUAUUAUAUUAACCUCUAUGUUAAAGAGAAAUGUAAUACAGACAAAUGUAAUAAAAAAUAUCUGCAACACAUUAA
This is a messenger RNA of Vespa crabro (European hornet), 1189 nucleotides long. RefSeq names its product peflin (gene Pef). NCBI's taxonomy places the organism in Eukaryota, Metazoa, Arthropoda, Insecta, Hymenoptera, Vespidae. Gene Ontology annotation, biological process: COPII vesicle coat assembly. Gene Ontology annotation, molecular function: calcium ion binding. The record is from RefSeq and is a predicted model, not a curated record. Bases 262 to 801 code for a protein of 179 amino acids. The transcript has 5 exons.